AAUAAAAAAUAUUACAUGAAUAAUGAUUAUUCAAUUUAUAAUAAUAAUAAGUAAUAUAAUGUAAUAUAUAGACAAACGGAAAAAGAAGUGUGUAAAACAAAGAUAUUAUUUUAAAUAUUCUGGUAACGGAAAAAGAAAAAGUGUCAACCAUGAUGAGUUUAGUGGCGGGGGUGUUGUGUACCUAAGUAUUCGUUGCUCCAUAUUUUCCAUUUUGGCUGCCACCACCUUCCAAAUUCCUAUGAAAAACAAUAAAGUAAUGAUCUGAUGAGAUACUUUCAUAUUUAUUUCAGACAUGUUAUAAGAGUAAAAUAAUCAUAAAAUAAAUUUUUAUAUUUAAAAAAAAUAAAGUUAAAAGUAAAAAAAAAUAAUGAAUAUAAAAAAUUGAUGUAUAUUAAAGUAUCAUUUCUCAUACCAAUAUUUUAUCUUUAUCGACCUAUAGGAUCAAUUGGGGACAUCACAAGACAAAUUUUAUAUAUAAUAAUAUAAGUAUUCGAUCCGCAUGGUGAUCUCAGAAAGCAUCUUUAAAUAUGAACCUUUUGGACUCUUUUCUAUAUUCAAUGUUUAGUUUUGUUCUAAUUAAUAUAUAUUAAUAUAAUGCGACAUGUGGAAUGUUCUGAAGUUUGGCAGAUUGGCAGAACUUGGUUUCCAAGCUCAGGAUUUGACUACCUUGAUUCCUUCAAUUGCAUGUUCACAUUCUUAAUUCCUUCAAUUGCUCUAAUAAUUUCUUUCGUAUUAGCGUUUAAUAAUUUUAUACUACCACACUGCUCUAUAUACAAGUUGAUAGCUACCUUUUGUGACUAUUUUAUGCAGGAUUAGGUAUCUUCUAAUCGAGCUCAACAAAAUUAACUUUUGGACUUUGCCAUUCUAUAUAAUCAACACAUGUCAAAGCAUUACAGAGAAUAAAUCUGUUUUUCCCCUUUACUUUUAACGCAUUACCUUUAAUUUAAUAUCGAACACACCAUGCAAUAAUAAACCAAAUGGGAGACUUUGGUUGAAACCCAAUAACUAAUAAUAUGCAUAGUGCUUAGUUUUCUGUUCUUUUGACCAAUUUAAAGUUGAUGAGAACCAGAACACAUAAGGUCCAAAAUGGACCGCGCAUGGCUUUCUAUAUAUAUUAAGCUGGAGGAGCAGUGUCCACUCACAAAACCACAACUUCAAGUUAAACUUGACCUAGCCAUAAUGGCUUUGAAUUCACGUUGCAACGUGGUUUUCUUCUCUGUUUUGUUCUCUCUUCUUGCCAUAGCUUCUUCUCAGCUUUCUUCAGAUUUCUAUGCAACAUCAUGCCCCACUGCUCUCUCCACCAUCAAAUCUGCAGUGAAAAGUGCUGUUUCCAAAGAGCGUCGCAUGGGAGCAUCCUUGCUCCGGCUCCAUUUCCAUGACUGCUUUGUUAAUGGAUGUGAUGCAUCAGUUCUUCUAGAUGACACUUCGAGCUUCACGGGAGAGAAGUCAGCUGCUGCAAACGUGAAUUCUCUGAGAGGUUUUGAUGUAAUCGACGACAUCAAAAGUCAGUUGGAAAGUGCUUGUCCAGGAACUGUUUCCUGUGCAGAUAUUCUUGCUGUUGCUGCUCGUGAUUCUGUUGUAGCAUUGGGUGGUUCAUCAUGGACUGUUGGCUUAGGCAGAAGAGAUUCAACCACUGCAAGUAAAGAUGCUGCCACCACAGAUAUUCCAUCCCCUCAAUUGGAUCUGAGUGAUCUCAUAACAGCUUUUUCAAAUAAGGGGUUUACCACCAAAGAGAUGGUAGUUCUCUCAGGAGCUCACACAACAGGGCAAGCGAAAUGCCAGUUCUUCCGGGGUAGGAUUUAUAAUGAAAGCAACAUUGAUUCAGAUUUUGCAACAUCAACACAGUCAAAUUGCCCUAGCACUGAUGGUGACAGCAACCUGUCCCCACUUGAUGUGACCACCAAUGUGUUAUUUGACAAUGCUUAUUUCAAGAAUCUGGUGAACAAGAAAGGGCUUCUGCAUUCUGAUCAGCAACUCUUCAGUGGUGGUUCCACCGAUUCUCAGGUCACUACCUACAGCACAAGCUCUUCAACUUUCUAUGCAGACUUUUCUAGUGCCAUGGUCAAAAUGGGAAACCUCAGUCCUUUAACAGGAACCAGUGGCCAAAUCCGUACAAAUUGCCGCCUAGUUAACUGAAAAUGCAGAACUUUCGAUGAGCAUGAAUUGAGCAAAGCUAGCCACAGAAUUAUGCUCAUUCAGUCACAAUCUUUAUGUGUUAUGGUUUUUGUUUUAGGUGUGUGCGAGUCUUGUUAACAAUCAAAGAAUUUGAAUGUGUGUUUCAAGUUUACUUUUAGUUGUAGUUCUCCAUCAAUUGAAUACUUUAAAUAAAAAGUGUUAUAUAUAUUCUCAUGCCA
Molecule: messenger RNA, 2354 nt
Organism: Vigna angularis (adzuki bean)
Lineage: Eukaryota; Viridiplantae; Streptophyta; Magnoliopsida; Fabales; Fabaceae
Product: cationic peroxidase 1
Exons: 4
Coding region: 1087-2136 (349 amino acids)
Biological process (GO): response to oxidative stress; hydrogen peroxide catabolic process
Molecular function (GO): peroxidase activity; heme binding
Source: RefSeq, a predicted model, not a curated record